CUCUGGGUUACAGCUCACCAUGGCCUCUGGAUACACCAUGAUGGACCCCAUCUGUCUGGUGGAAAAUCAGAAUAAUCAGCUGACAGUAAACCCAACAGCACUGGAGAUUCUAGACAAGAUGUCUCAGCCUGUGGUGGUGGUGGCCAUCGCAGGUGUGUAUCGGACAGGAAAAUCCUACCUGAUGAACCGCCUGGCAGGACAGAACCAUGGUUUUCCCCUGGGCUCCACAGUGCGGUCUGAAACCAAGGGCAUCUGGAUGUGGUGUGUACCUCACCCCUCCAAGCCCAACCACACUCUGGUCCUUCUGGAUACUGAGGGCCUGGGCGAUGUGGAAAAGGGGGACUCAAAAAAUGACUCAUGGAUCUUUGCCCUGGCCGUGCUUCUGAGCAGCAUGUUUGUCUACAACAGCAUGAACCACAUCAACCACCAGACCCUGGAGCAGCUGCACUAUGUGACUGAACUAACAAAGCUAAUCAGGGCCAAAUCCUCCCCCAGCUCUGGUGAAGUAGGUGACUCAUCCGAGUUUGCGAGUUUCUUUCCAGACUUUGUUUGGGUUGUACGAGAUUUCUCGAUGGAGCUGAAGUUAGAUGGAUGCACCAUCACGGAAGAUGAGUACUUGGAGUAUGCCUUGAAGUUGGUUCCAGGCGAGAAUCCCCAAAUCCAGCAUUCCAGCAUGCCUAAAGAGUAUAUCAAGAAGUUCUUUCCCAAGCGAAAGUGCUUUGUUUUUGAUAGGCCUACCAAUGACAAAAACUUGUUACAACAUAUGGAGGGGAUGUCAGAAAACCAACUAGAGUGCAGUUUCCAGGUUCAAUCUAAAAAUUUCUGUAACUAUAUCUUCACAGCUGCAAAAACCAAGAUUCUCAGAGAAGGAAUCAUUGUCACUGGAAAUCGGCUCGGGACCUUGGCAAAGACCUAUGUGGAUACCAUCAACAGUGGAGCAGUGCCUUGUUUGGAAAAUGCAGUGAUAACUCUUGCUGAGCGUGAGAAUUCAGCAGCCAUGCAGAAGGCAGCUGACCACUACAGCCAGCAGAUGGCCCAGAGAGUGAGCUUUCCGACAGACACUCUGCAGGAACUGCUUGAUCUGCAUGCGGAUUGUGAAAAGGAAGCCAUUGCAAUCUUCAUGGUGAACUCCUUCAAGGAUGACAGCCAGGUGUUCCAAAAGAAGCUUGAGGGCAUCAUACAGAAAAAGAAGGAAAAUCUCUUGCUGAAGAAUGAAGAGGAAUCUCUCAAAUAUUGCCAGGCUCAACUUACACAGCUUUCAGAACCGCUGAUGGAAGGCAUUUCGAAAGGAACUUUCUCUGUACCUGGAGGGUACAUUCUCUACUCAGAGGAAAUGAACAAGGUUGAACAGUCCUAUGAAUUGGUGCCCAGGAAAGGAGUGAAGGCAAUGGAGGUCCUCCAGAACUUCAAGCAGUCACAGGUUGCAACAAAGGAAUCCAUCAUGCAGAUUGACAAGGCUCUCACUGCUGUGGAGAAGGCUCUAAAAGCUGAACAAGCCAAGACAGAGGAAUUAGAAAGAAAACAGGAGUUGCUAACACAGACACUGAAUGAAAAAGUGAAACAAAUGGAGGCUCUAGAGAGAAGCUUUGAAGAAAACAUUGCCCAGCUGAAUGAGAAGAUGAGAGAACAAAACACAAAGCUGAAAGAUCAGGAAAAAUUUCUGCAGCACAUGCUGAUGGCAGAAGAGAUACAGAAGAAAUACAAAGAGAAAAAGGAAGAGAUGAAAAAAGCGACUGAAGAAUCUAUAAGAGAAAUGAUCGAGGAAAUGCAAAAGAAAAAUGAGCAGAUGAAGGGAGAGAUAUACAAGAUUUAUGAGAUAAAAUUACAGUCUCUCCAGAAGAAAUACAAGGAAGAUAUCGAGGAACUUCAAUUUGAAGUAAAAUAUAUGGAGAGGAAAAUAGAAGGAAACAAAUGUACCAUACUCUAAAAAUGCUAGGAACAUCACUUCCUAACCAGCUCCCUCCCUCCACAGGAAACUACUUGAUUGAGCAACUUCUGAAUGUCACUCAGUUGCCACUAAACUAAAAUUAGAAUCAUGAUGUUUGUAAUUUUGUUGAACCAAAAAAACUGCAAAGAUGAAAUAAACUACAAAUACAAUGUU
This is a messenger RNA of Myotis daubentonii (Daubenton's bat), 2101 nucleotides long. Its product is annotated as guanylate-binding protein 6-like. The record is from RefSeq and is a predicted model, not a curated record. Lineage: Eukaryota; Metazoa; Chordata; Mammalia; Chiroptera; Vespertilionidae. Gene Ontology annotation, molecular function: GTPase activity; GTP binding.